GAUCUCAGUUAUUCUGGGCUUUGUUUUUGUUUUCUUUUUUUUUUUUUGGCUCGGGGAAACAAUUUCCACAAUGCACAAGCUAUACAUUGGGAAUCUAGGCGAAAGCGUGACUGCCGAGGACUUAGGAAAAACCUUUGACGAACACAAGAUCCCAUACACCGGACAGUUUCUAAUGAAAACCGGCUACGCGUUUGUGGAUUGUCCGGACGACCACUGGGCCAUGAAGGCUAUUGAGACAUUUUCCGGUAAAGUGGAACUUCAUGGGAAGCGUAUUGAGGUCGAGCACUCCGUCCCCAAGAAGCAAAGGACUAGGAAACUGCAGAUCAGAAAUAUUCCACCUCACCUACAGUGGGAGGUGCUGGAUGGACUCUUGGCCCAGUGUGGAACUGUAGAAAACUGUGAACAAGUCAACACAGACAGUGAGACUGCAGUGGUUAAUGUUACCUAUGCAACCCGGGAGCAUGCCAGGCAAGCCAUCCAGAAGCUGAAUGGAUACCAAUUUGAGAAUAAUGCCCUGCGCGUCUCCUACAUCCCCGACGAAACCUCUGAACUGGAGGGAGGCCAGCGGGGGCCCGAUAACGGCCGGCGCCCUGGCUAUGGACCCCGCGGUGGGCCCCGCGGUGGGUCCCCGAGUUCUGGGAUGCCCUCCAAACCUCCACAUGCUGACAUCCCUCUGAGACUGCUGGUGCCCACGCAGUAUGUCGGAGCAAUCAUUGGCAAGGAGGGAGCCACCAUUCGAAACAUCACCAAGCAGACACAGAGCAAGAUUGACGUACACCGCAAGGAGAACGCAGGUGCCGCCGAGAAGCCCAUCAGCAUCCACUCGACCCCCGAGGGCUGCUCAGCCGCCUGUCGCAUGAUCCUGGACAUCAUGCACCAGGAGGCCAAAGACACUAAGACUGCUGAUGAGGUCCCUCUGAAGAUUAUGGCUCACAACAACUUUGUUGGCCGCCUGAUUGGGAAAGAGGGACGCAACCUGAAAAAAAUUGAGCAGGACACGGACACCAAGAUCACCAUUUCACCUCUGCAGGACCUGACACUGUAUAAUCCAGAGAGAACCAUCACAGUCAAAGGCUCCAUUGAAGCCUGCUGUCAGGCUGAGGUGGAGAUCAUGAAGAAGGUCAGAGAGGCUUACGAGAACGACAUCGCAGCUAUGAAUCAACAGACACACCUGAUCCCUGGACUUAACCUGGGUGCUCUGGGCCUCUUCCCCUCUUCCUCCAAUAUGCCCCCACCCCCGCCUGGCAAUGCAGUUGGUGGCACCCCUUACGGCUGCUUUGGGGCUCCAGAGCAGGAGACAGUCCAUGUAUACAUCCCAGCACAGGCAGUGGGAGCCAUCAUUGGAAAGAAAGGACAGCACAUCAAACAGCUGAGCCGCUUUGCUGGGGCCUCCAUCAAGAUCGCACCAGCUGAAUCUCCAGACUCCAAAAUGAGGAUGGUGAUUGUGACAGGACCCCCCGAGGCUCAAUUCAAGGCUCAGGGCAGAAUCUACGGCAAGCUGAAGGAAGAGAACUUCUUUGGGCCAAAGGAAGAAGUCAAACUUGAGACUCAUAUCAAGAUGGCAGCUGCUGCUGCGGGAAGAGUCAUCGGCAAGGGAGGCAAGACGGUGAACGAGCUGCAAAACCUGACAGCAGCUGAGGUGGUGGUCCCCAGAGAGCAAACGCCUGAUGAAAACGACCAGGUCAUCGUCAAGAUCAACGGACAUUUCUACGCUAGCCAGCUGGCCCAGAGGAAGAUCCGAGACAUUCUGACCCAGGUCAAACAGACGCAGAAAGGAGGAGCUGGCAUGAGCCCUGGCCCUCACUCUCCGGGCUUUACAGAGAUGGGCAGACCAACACAGGGACUGACUCAGGACCACCAGCCACGCAGGAAGUGAGGGGCCUCGCACCCUCCUCACACACCGUGGGCCCCCACCUGACGGAUGGACAGACAGACAAAUGCGCGAAUGGAUAGACGGACGGAUACAAGAGAGCGACACACGGACCCAGCGAUAGACAGGGAGAGAUAUAAAGAGGGAGAGAGUACGCCCAAUAAUCACAGAGAUAGAUAAAGAACAAAGAUGAAUAAAAUAAGAAGAUGAAAUGACUAAAAAAGAAAAAGAGGAUUAAGAUUAAAAAGAAACAGAACAGAGACCAGAUGCCAGGCCAGAAGAGAAACUGAGUGAGGAUGGGGGGAUGAAGGUAAGGAGGAACAGAGAGAGGGAGGUAUGGUGUCCUCCUAGUGUGCCUUGGUACGGCUGCAGCCAGCUCCUCAUCUGCUGUAACUUUAAUUGAUCUCACCCAGAUAAGCCUAAACAACGUGGCUCACUUAAUUUUCCAUGUAUGGAUGGAGCAGUGUUACACCUGUCCACAUGGGCUCAGAUCUACUGCAGAAAGGAUGAAUCCGUGUUUCCCAGACACACUAGCAGGUGCCCUCUUGUCCUAUCACCUCCAAGAGACCUCUCCAACCAUCUGCAGUCAGUCGUAUAUUUUGAAGGUGGUUUUUUUUUUACAUAGAGAUAUAUGUAUAGAAAUGUUUUAUUCAGAGCUAUUAUUAAUAGAAUGCAGUGAGGCGGAGCUGGGAGAAGGAACGGGGAAACUGCUGCAGUGGCACAGGAUGAUGGGUCAAGGGUUUGGCGCUGGCCUCACCCACCUCUAACCUACGAGCCAAAUGAGUUUAGAAGAGGGGCCGCAGAUGUUAACACUGCUCUUUUAAAACCUUUCAGGA
Molecule: messenger RNA, 2706 nt
Organism: Archocentrus centrarchus (flier cichlid)
Lineage: Eukaryota; Metazoa; Chordata; Actinopteri; Cichliformes; Cichlidae
Gene: igf2bp1
Product: insulin-like growth factor 2 mRNA binding protein 1
Exons: 15
Coding region: 71-1876 (601 amino acids)
Molecular function (GO): RNA binding
Source: RefSeq, a predicted model, not a curated record